CGCAAUAAAAUAUCGUCACUUAAUGAUUAAGACACCAUAAAGAAAAAGUAAUUAAUAAAAACACUACCUCUUUCUUAUUAUCUUGUAAAUAACAAGAAUAAAAAGAAAUACUGGACUCAAAUAAAAGUAUUAUCGCAGCUGCACACAAGGCAGCAAUUGAGUAAGCAGCAAUCAAUAAACAGAGGUGAACAGUCAACAGCCACAAAAUGGACAACAAUCUGCGUAGCGCAAUUAUAAACGAGUCUCCAAUGCUAGCCACGCCCUACGGCAAUGUGCGGUCCCUUGCAGCGCCCCCUCCCGUUCCACAGUCACCCUUUCAACAACAGCAGAGCGCCUAUAGCGGAUACGGUGGAGGAUAUGGCAACGUUGGCAGCUAUGGACUCGGUAUUGGUGGAUACAAUGGAGGUGGAUAUGGUGGCGGCUACGGUGGGGGCUACGGUGGAUUUGGUAUGGGCGGCCUGGGUGGCUAUGGCGGUCGUGGCUACGGCGGGUACAGCAGAUUUGGUAGCAUGAAUCCCAACGAUCCCGAACAGCGUUUCAUACAAAUGGCUGAGGCAAGCUCGCGUCCCGCAUUCCAAAGUAUCGAAUCGCUGGUGUCGGCUAUCGGGAAUAUUGCAUCUAUGUUGGACUCGACAUUCUUUGCGUUAACUAGUUCCUUUCGUGCGAUUCUUGGCGUGGCUGCCAACUUUGGACGUUUGCGCAGUGUUUUUGGACAGUUCUGGGCAUCGUUUGCCAUCUUUCGCGGCUUAAGAUGGAUCUACAGGAAAAUACUAUAUUGGCUGCGUAUUUCGCAUUUGGAUCCAUCGUCGAAGGCUUUUAAGAAAGCGUUUGCCAAAGCUCUCAACGAUAAUAACAUGCAAGAAAGUGGUGCGCCACAUCCGCCACGGAAAGGCACAUCCGCAUGGCCGGUUCUAGCAUUCAUUAGUUUCAUCUUUACCGCACCUUAUCUCAUCAUGAAAUUAUUAGGCACCGUUACGAAUACGGCGCAAGAAGAAGCUCGCAAUCCGGCCAAGUGGAUCGCCCCAAUUCGGACGCAGGCAGUCUACGAUUUUCAGGCGCGCAACCAGGGCGAAUUGACACUGCGUUCUGGUCAGACUGUACAGGUGGCACCGCGUGAGAUACAACAAACCCUCCAACUCUUAAACUCAGGCUGGGCCAUCGCAUCCAUAAAUGGUCAGAGCUCAGGCCUAAUACCCCUCAAUUAUGUGAAAUCGCCACAGCAGUUGCGACAGGAGCAACAGGAACCCGUUAAGCCACCACUACAGCCACAGCCGGAGCUGAUGAAUCUGUCGGCAAAUGCAUUCCCCAACCCUCCAUUUGACCAACAAAUGAACUACGACUUCAACUUGGCCUGUCAGCAACAGCAGCCGCUGGGUCCGCCAUCCACAAUGGCAGUGACUGGGCUAGAAGAUGGCUUUGCCUGAGGAGAGGAACAGCCUUGACUACUUAGCUUUAAGCCAAAGGAUUUGGUGUGAAGAAGAAAGGCGUCACCUUCAUACUGUUUUGUUAGUAAGCUUAUUUAAUUUGCUCAACAAUUACACUCUCACAUUUCCCA
Molecule: messenger RNA, 1555 nt
Organism: Drosophila grimshawi
Lineage: Eukaryota; Metazoa; Arthropoda; Insecta; Diptera; Drosophilidae
Gene: Pex13
Product: probable peroxisomal membrane protein PEX13
Exons: 4
Coding region: 207-1424 (405 amino acids)
Biological process (GO): protein import into peroxisome matrix, docking
Cellular component (GO): peroxisomal importomer complex; peroxisomal membrane; peroxisome
Molecular function (GO): protein binding
Source: RefSeq, a predicted model, not a curated record